CUGAGCGUUUCUUAGAUCUCAUCGUUUUUUCCCAGAUUGUUCCGGUCGAUGGUUUACUGUCUGCUCCUCUUUCCGUCUGUUUCCCGCCUGGUUUUGGUGAUUUGUUGCGCAGCAUCUGAUGUCGCGCCCGGCCGGGACGCGCUGCGCCGCCAAGGAGCCGGUCAGGGUGAGCAUCCCGCGCUACGUCCUGCGCGGCCAGGGCAAGGACGAACACUUCGAGUUCGAGGUCAAGGUCUCGGUGAUGGACGACAGCUGGACCGUGUUCAGACGCUACAGCCGCUUCAGAGAAAUGCACAGGAGCCUAAAGUCCAAAUAUCCGGAGCUGGCGGCGCUGGAGUUUCCUCCGAAGAAGCUGUUUGGGAACCGGGACGAGCGGAUGGUAUCGGAGCGCCGCAGCCACCUGGAGCGGUACCUAAGGAACCUGUUCCGGGUCAUGCUGUCCUGCUCCGGUUCUCCUCUCAGACCCGAUGAGGACGGAGUUUUCCGCCUGUCAAAGUUCAACAUCUGUGAGUUUUCUCCGUUCUUCAAGAAGGGCGUCUUCGAGUCCAGCAGCCACGGAACCAGCUGAGACAGAACCAGCCACAGAGGUCUGGACCUUCCUGUUUAUGUGGUUCUGGUGGUUCUCCUGUUUGGUCUUGCAGGACGAGUCGAUCCGGUCUGGACGACAGAAGCUUAAGUUCGGCUCAGACCACAGAACCCGCCCAGUUCUGGUUCUGGUUCCUUCAGCUGCUCAGGACAGAACAGAACCCAAGUUCUGGAUCCGAAGGGUUGUGGAGAAGAUCUGUAGCUUCUCUGUAGAAACAAAGCUUCCUGUUUGCUGCUAUAAAUCAAUAAAUUAUGAGCCAAUAAAACCGGAUCAGAACCGACGGCAGGUUGGACCAAAAUGUUCCUUUCUGCUGGAAAGCCGACGAUAAAACUGGAAAUAAUUUAAAUGUAAAAAUGUCUGAAAUAUACAAAAUAAAUCUGAUUCAA
Molecule: messenger RNA, 972 nt
Organism: Poecilia latipinna (sailfin molly)
Lineage: Eukaryota; Metazoa; Chordata; Actinopteri; Cyprinodontiformes; Poeciliidae
Product: kinesin-like protein KIF16B
Exons: 4
Coding region: 119-568 (149 amino acids)
Molecular function (GO): phosphatidylinositol binding
Source: RefSeq, a predicted model, not a curated record